AUGGCUACGCGCCACCUGCACCACUUCCAAGCGCCUCGGCUCGCGGACUUGGUCCUCAUCCGCCACGGCGAGAGCGAAGGCAACGUGGCCCGCGAGCGCUCGAUCAAGGGCGACCACAGCCUCUUUAGCGGCGAGUUCAAGCACCGCCAUAGCUCCAAUUGGCGCCUCACGGACCGCGGCCGCGAGCAGGCCGAAGCCGCCGGCGAGUGGUUGCGCAAGAACGACAUGGUCUACUUUGACCGGUACCUUGUGUCCGAGUACCUCCGCGCGAUGGAGACGGCCGCGCGCCUCAACCUUCCGGACGCCCAGUGGUACGCCGAGAUGCUGCUGCGCGAGCGCGAUUGGGGUCAAAUGGACCUCAUGUCGGAAGACGAGCGCUUCAAGAACAUGUACGACGAGCUCGUGCGGCGUGACCUCGACCGCUUCUACUACGCGCCGCCGGGCGGCGAAUCGAUGGCGGCCGUCGCGCAGCGCGUCGACCGUAUGCUCUGUGUCUUGCACCGCGAGCUUCCGGGCAAGAAGGCGGUCGUUGUCUGCCACAGCGAGGUCAUGUGGGCGCUCCGGACGCGCCUCGAGCGCAUGUCGCAAGAGACCUUCCGCGAGCUCCAGAUGAGCGGGCGCAUGGUCGACCAGAUCCACAACGCGCACAUUCUGCACUACACGCGCACGGACCCGGGCACGGGCAAGGUCGCGCCCUUCUUUACGCACAUGCGGUCGGUGUGUCCGUGGAACGAGAAGCUCAGUCCGAAGGGCUGGAUCAAGAUCAACCGACCGGUGUACGACAACGACAUGAUGCUCGCGAUCGCCGAGCGCGUGCCACGCAUGAUCGUCUCGGAAGAGUACCUCCAGCAAACGUACCGCCCGGACAAGAAGCGUCUCUACUGCGACGACGCCGAGUCGCCCAACAAGCACACGUUUUGCGCCGAGACGGACCCGAACCUUCUGCACCCGGUCCUUGCCGUGCCCGCGCCCAAGGUGACGCUGCAGAACGUCGUUGUCGUCAACAAAAUGACGCGCUACCAGCACGAAGAGUCGCUGUAUGGCAACUCGGGCGAAGCGCUCAAGAAGCAAAUGUCGAUGCGCGGCUUUGUCUACGACCGCCUCAAGGCCAGCCACGACCACCACAUUGAUGCGAUCGACGAUAUUACGUCCACGUUCAAGGAGUAUAACAUCAACUGCACGAUCGUCAACGCCCACGAGCUGACGCACGACGCGUACGAUGGCGCAGACAUGAUCUUCUCGGCGGGCGGCGACGGCACGUUUCUCAAGGCCGCGAGUUUUGUCAACAAGCCGAUUCCAGUCGCGGGCCUCAACACGGACUCGGCGCGCAGCGAAGGCAACCUCUGCGCGUACUCGAUCGACGCGUCGUGCCACCGCUUUAGCAUUGGCCUCGACCGGCUCCUGACCGGUGACUUUCGCUGGCGACACCGACAGCGCAUCCGCGUCGGCAUGGUCAACCAAGAAGGCUUCAAGUACGAACUCCCGCGGUAUGCUUUGAACGAGGUGUUUAUUGCCGAGAGCGAUGCGUCCCGGCCGUCCCACUACAACAUUGGCAUUGACCAGCAGCAGCGCGAGUCGCACCGAAGCAGCGGCAUCAUCGUGUGCACCGGGACGGGCUCGAGCGCGUGGCACUACUCGGCGUCGCAAAUCCACCGCGAACAGAUUUCCAGUGUCCUCCAUGCCAUGGACUUUCACACGUACACGAACGAGACAGUGACCGAGAUUACCGAAAUGCUCAACAAGCAAAACAUGUUUGCCGAAGACUCGGUCGACAUGGGCUACGUCGUGCGCGAGCCCAUCAUCAACGCGACGUUUGGCGACAUUCGCUUCCGGCGCGGGAAGGCGCGCCGCGUCUCGAUGCGGUCGCUCGGCUGGGAUAUGAAGGUCAAUCUCGAUGGGCUCUACUCAGUGCCGCUCAACUAUGGCGUCCAAGCCGUCAUGAAGAUCUGCACCGAGCCGCAGUACGUGUUGCGCACCGUCGACUUUAGUCGGUCGACGGACGCGGCUUUGGACAAGGAUUUCCCCUAACACGGUGUUGAUACAAAGCGUCUGCAUGUAGU
Saprolegnia parasitica CBS 223.65 is the source of this 2060-nucleotide messenger RNA. RefSeq lists its product as hypothetical. Gene Ontology annotation, molecular function: NAD+ kinase activity. The record is from RefSeq and is a predicted model, not a curated record. The transcript has 6 exons. Bases 1 to 2028 code for a protein of 675 amino acids. Gene Ontology annotation, biological process: NADP+ biosynthetic process; NAD+ metabolic process. Gene Ontology annotation, cellular component: mitochondrion. Lineage: Eukaryota; Oomycota; Saprolegniomycetes; Saprolegniales; Saprolegniaceae.